Molecule: messenger RNA, 3267 nt
Organism: Diachasmimorpha longicaudata
Lineage: Eukaryota; Metazoa; Arthropoda; Insecta; Hymenoptera; Braconidae
Gene: l(2)dtl
Product: protein lethal(2)denticleless
Exons: 3
Coding region: 254-2131 (625 amino acids)
Biological process (GO): mitotic G2 DNA damage checkpoint signaling; proteasome-mediated ubiquitin-dependent protein catabolic process
Cellular component (GO): nucleus
Molecular function (GO): protein-macromolecule adaptor activity; protein binding
Source: RefSeq, a predicted model, not a curated record
CCCACCAUUUGUACAGUUGAACAAGUACGAACGGAGCCGCCCCGUACUACGUGAUCCGAAAUUCUGGAACAUGCCGAUCUCUAUGCACUGAUAAGUCCUUGAUCCUAAGCAUGCGCAGUUAGGCUAGAUAAUGCGGGAAAAGUGACAGCCUCCCGCGUAAACUAGUAUAUAUAAACUGUUUAGUAGAUGUAAACAGGUACAUCGCAGAAGAAAAUUAAUUAUUUUUAAAGUGAUAAAUUUAUGUGUAUGAAUAAUGAACAUUGUUGAUUCCCUGGUACGACGCACAGCCGGAUUCGAAUCGAUACGAGACUAUGAUCUCGCUUUAUACCGACUAAAGUGCCAUCAGGACGAUAUUUACCGAGGGAUAACCCCAAAUCCAGACGCCCUAGACUUCAAUCCAGAGCCACCUGUCUUCGCCUGUCGCUUUUGUCCGAAUUCAGGAUACGAACAGAUUCUUGCUCUGGCUAAUGAAGAUGGAAAAAUUGCACUGCAGGAUAUAUUGGUCAAGGGACAAGCCAAUCAAGCUCUCGAUGGCACACAAGCCCAUCGCAACGCGAUUUUCGACAUGGCCUGGAUGCCGAAUGAACAGAAGUUGGUAACAGCUGCGGGCGAUCAAACAGCUCGCCUCUGGGACGUCUCCGUCCAGGAAAUAACUGAAAUCGACUGCUUCAGCGCUCACAGCCGAAGCGUAAAAACCGUAGUAUUCCGUCCCCAGGACAAAGCAGUCUUUGCAACAGGUGCCCGUGACGGUGCGAUAAUGCUCUGGGACAUUCGAGCCUCCCACAACGGCCAACGUCGCCCGGACAACUGUAUAAUGAACGGUCACGUUAGUGGCACAAAAUUCCGACACCGCUUUGCCGAAGAAUCCUCACGAACCCAGAGCAUAACAGGUCUAACGUUCCAGGACGACAUGACACUGAUCUCAUGUGCAGCUGGUGAUGGUAUGAUAAAAGUCUGGGAUUUACGAAAAAAUUAUUCCGUCCACAAGAAGGAGCCUCAGCCCAAGCACGUGAUGCAAUACACUGGAGGCAGUACACGUAAUGGUUUCACCUCUCUCCUGAUGGAUCCAGCUGGAAUAAUCCUUUACGCUUCCUGCAUGGACAACAAUAUUUAUGCUUACAAUAUAUCCUCGUACAAUCCAAAGCCAGUGGGAGAGUAUUAUGGCCACGAGAACUCGACGUUUUACGUAAAAACUUGCCUGAGUCCUGAUGGAAAAUACUUGGCCAGUGGCUCGAGUGAUGAGCAGGCCUACAUUUGGAAGACCAGCAGGCCAGGUGGCCCCUUGGUGAAGCUCUCUGGACACACCAAAGAAGUGACAUGCGUAGCCUGGUGCAACGUGGGAGAACUGAAAAUUGUCACGUGCUCCGACGACAGUUGUCACAGAAUAUGGAGAAUAGGGUUGGAACAUAAGAGUGAUAACGAUGACAUCGAGAUUAUUGGAAGGGCUGAGAAGGUGGAUAUGAAUCUGACGAGGCAAUCUGUCCUGGAGACAACGCCAACAGUGUCCAGAAGGUGGAUAAGACAGGAGCACACGCCCUCCGAUGGCACACCAGCGUCAGAUUCUGAUCAAUUAAUUCAGAAUCUCAGCUCUGGAAAGAGAUCGAGAGCGCAAAUGUUGGCUGGGGGAGCCUGGACUGAUGGAAAGUUCAAGAACAUACUCUCGCCCAUCGAGGAGAAUAUGGAACCCUCUAGCAAGAGGGGUUGUGUGGAGAACAGAAGUGCCAGGAGACUUUUUAGUCCUUCGAAUUCUAGAGAUGCAGAGGCUGGAUGCUCCUCGGAUAAAACUCCUUUCUCGCCGACUUUGAAUCUUCCGAAUUUUGUUAUUGAUGGAACUGCUCCUCAUCUUGUUCAGAUGUCUCCGCAGAAGUGCAAAGAGAAUGUUGAUUGGCUGACGAAGAUCAGGAAGGAGAGAUUCGAACAAAAGAGCAAUUCCGACGAGAGGGUUCAGAGUCCUGUGGCUCUGGUGACACCAGGUAGGAGAGGGAUAAGAUCCAAGUCGGCUGAGCCCAGGAGAGUUAAAGGUCCCUCGGUUUCUUUAUUGAAUUUUUUCAGGGUGGGGAGGGAGUGCGAGAAGGACCUUUGCGGGGAGGGAACUAAUUCUAGACCGCAGAGGCGAGAUUCUGUUGAUUAGGAGAGAUGUUUCAUGGUGGAAUGAAUGUGAUUUAAUUAUUUUAGAUGGAUUCUGUGAGAAUGAUACACUGUCUGAAUACUCGUCGAUAGGGCAAUUUAGCGAGACAUGAGUGAAAUUUAUAAUUAGAUAAUUCCAAUUAGAUUAUAAUUUUUACUAUUGUAAGUGGAAGAACAGGGCGACAUUUGAUGACAACAUUCAUUUCUUCUAUUUUUCAUUUUCGUAAACGGUAGAGUCCUGUCAUUAUCAGUUAUGUGGAAUUUGACGUGUUAAAAAACUGAGAAAUGUUUUUUAAUAUAAAUCAGUUCUGGACAUUUCUCACAAUGUUUUUAAUACUCUUGUGCCACUGUCUUUUGGGUAGUCUUCGGCAGAAUUUAUUGUGAAUGACAAUGUCAAGAGACUUUUAGGCAAAUUUCGGGGUGCGAAAGAGUUGAAUGGAAUUAUGGAAGUUCUAUGAAAAAUGUAUUCAAAAAAUACGAUUCAUUCCUGGAAUAGCGUGAGUAGAAAUGUUCAAUAGAAAAUGAAUUGAUCUCGACCUUUUCAUGCAAGUCGUUGCAUUUUUUAUAAAAAAUUACUGACUCGACUAUUCCAAAUUUUUUUAAUUUUUACUCAGGGUGUUAGAGAUGCAGUAAAUACUGAAAAUAUGAAAGAAUAUCACGCCAGGCAUUAUCAAUGUUCCAUUGACAUUCUAUAAUUUUUUCCCAGGGGGUUCUUUCGUGAAUUUGCUUACAUGUAAAAGAUCUCAUAAAAUUUCCUCUAAAAGUCAUUCUUUACCAAGAUAAUUACAUGAAUGCUUUUGGAAAUAAUCUUAAAUUCAUUGGACGCUCUGAAGGCCUUUGUGCUUGUCUCAGAAAUAUUUGCAUGCACUUGAAAAUGACAAAGUUGUAGACUGAGACAAUACUCAACGACAUCACAGAUAUCAAAUUAUCCUCUGUUAUACGUGGGCUUUUUAAAUUGUAUGUUAUUCACAUACUGUUAGGAGCCAUCCAGUGCCUUAGUAUUAGCGUUAAGUAUUCUUUAUGAGUCUCCAUGGAAUCGGCAUAAUUAAGAAAACGCUUCCACCACCUGUUAUAUAAGCUAAGUAUUUUUUACUCCGAUGUAAAUUAUUUUUUUGUAAUUAAAUUUUUAUAUUCUUCGAA